Pygocentrus nattereri (red-bellied piranha) is the source of this 4913-nucleotide messenger RNA. RefSeq names its product SH3-binding domain protein 5-like, a (gene sh3bp5la). Gene Ontology annotation, cellular component: cytoplasm. Lineage: Eukaryota; Metazoa; Chordata; Actinopteri; Characiformes; Serrasalmidae. The record is from RefSeq and is a predicted model, not a curated record. Gene Ontology annotation, molecular function: protein kinase inhibitor activity. The coding region runs from base 1 to 1401 and encodes 466 amino acids. The transcript is spliced from 6 exons. Gene Ontology annotation, biological process: negative regulation of protein tyrosine kinase activity; intracellular signal transduction.
AUGGCAGCCUGUAUGGACUCGCAACGGACGGGCUUGCGGGAGAGUCCGGCCGGUUCUCUAUCGCUGGAGACGAAGGUGGGAAAUCGGGAAGAAACACUUCUCGUUGAAGUUUCGAAAAAUGGCGUUUUUGAAUGUAAAGACAGAGACGUCGACGGCGAGUCUGCGAAAACGGGAGGCAAUGAGACGUGUGACGAAGAACUAGAACAACAAGAAGAGGGAGCAGAGAAAGGGGUCCAUAGAAAACCAGCUGAUGAAGAGCUGGACCCUCGAAUACAGGAGGAACUAGAGCACCUGAAUGAAGCCAGCGAAGAGAUAAAUCAACUUGAACUACAGCUAGAUGAAUCAAGGUCGAGCUACAGGAGGAUUCUUACUGAUUCAGCCAGGAAGCUUAAUGCACAAAGUUCUCAACUGGGCACCUGCAUUGAGAAAGCGAGGCCGUACUAUGAGGCCCGGAGAUUAGCUAAAGAGGCCCAGCAGGAGACCCAGAAGGCAGCGCUUAGCUACGAGAGGGCUGUUUCUAUGCACACUGCUGCACGAGAGAUGGUGUAUGUAGCUGAGCAGGGCCUUGCAGCAGACAGGACUCUGGAUCAAACCUGGCAAGAGAUGCUCAAUCAUGCCACAGCAAGGGUGAAUGAGGCAGAAGAGGAGCGACUGCGGAGUGAACGAGAGCACAUGCGUGUCACUCAGCUGUGUCAAGCAGCUGAGGCUCGAGUGCAAACCCUUCAGAAAUCUCUCAAGAGGGCCAUUGUCAAGUCUAAACCUUAUUUUGAGCUCAAGGCUCAGUUCAACAACAUACUGGAGGAGCACAAACUGAAGGUAAAUCAGUUAGAAGAGCGUGUGACUGAGGUAAAGAAACGCUACUCGAUCACUCUCCGCCGCCUGGAAAAAAUCAGCGAGGAGAUCCACGCCCAGAGAGGAGAGGACCAUUCAGAAGAGGGAUCUAGAAAAGCCUUUGAUGCGCGGAGUCCUCCCGUAGGAGCAGAGGCAGUCAGUACAAGGGCGGAAGAUGGACUCUAUGAAGUCCAAACCAAGUCAAAUGAUUGGGUGGAUGGCCAGGGAGGUGUGACUAAGACCAUGGAGUGGGUGGAGAGACAUAGAGAGUCUGGCUGGUGGGAGAGAGAUAAAGAGAAAAUGACUAGUGGAGAGGUAGCUGGUUCUGACUCUGUCUCCGUAAUCAGUUUUAAAACCAUUGCGUCUGACUUGGAAAAGUGUGACUCUGUAGAGCACCUGGGCCAGAUGAGCGACACUGUCAGUCUCUCAGGAGAAGAGGAGGAGAAGGGGAAAGAGAAGGAUGAAGAGAAAGGAGGCUUGAAGCACAAAAUGAACAAACAGCUGGACAUUUCAGGGAAGGAGAAGCAGGAGCAAUUCCUCAAACAGCACCAGAGGAGUGUGAGUUUGUGAGUGUGGAUGAUCUCUCCUGUGCUGAGCUGGAAGGGUAGGUUCAGUACUUUUGAAUAAAGUGCUUUGUCACAUAUGCAGCAUAAUGUCAUUCAUCCCAGACUCUGAUCCCAAUGUUUGGGUUUGUGUUGAGUAAUAUAGUAUAGCAGUGUCUUGUCACAAGACUACAGUGGAAGACUUUUUAGUCUGAUUUUAAAAGACGUUUAGUCCAGUUUAGGCUUUGUGUCCAGAAAACCAGCCCCCUGCCCCCGAAAUGUCCCUAAAUAAACAGCACAAAUCCCAGUAUGGCUAUUCAAGCAGUAAUUUACAUUUUAGAUAAUCAGUUUCUCAUAUUUGUUUUGAGAUUUGAGCAAUAUUAUUUACCUGUGUCACUUUUCCACAUCUGGGAGAAUAUGAGGCAGGUACAGAAUACAUUUUUAAGAAUCAGAUUAGAUAGAUUAGCUUGAGUUUUUGUAGAUAAUUGUGAUUAUUGCAGUUGGUGUAAUUGUAAAUAGGGUUUGGGAUUAACCCAGCCCAAGUCUAAAGAAUUGGAAUAGAGUAUAAUAAACUUUGGAAGUAAUUUUAAUGCAGUUUCAAACACAUCUUUUCCCCAGAUUAUUCAGAAUUUUCGUGUUGGCAGAAGAACUCUGCUACCAGAGUUUAUCUUUGCUGUUCGUAGUAACAGCAGAAUGUGUGAAUUAAUGCACUGAGGCUGGGUGAUAAUUUUGGUGUGUGUGUUUGUUUGUAACAAAAUGCAUUACCACAUUUUGACCAGUCUGGAAUGCACAGUGGGUGGACUAGCUGGUAUCUGAUGGGGAAAUAGUGCUGGAGGUUGGUUAAAUGCACUAAUUAGUGUAAAAUUGAGCUUUAAUGUAUACUGGCUGACCAAAGGUAUCAUGUACAGGAAAAAAGGUACUAAACUCUCACUGGGGUCGUUACACCUUCAGCGUGUUGAGUUAGGGAGAAUAAUUGUACCAUAAAAUAUAGUCAUUGUAUUUUUUAAGUUUAUUUACUUCAUAUAUCCUAUCUUGUCUCCAUGCUUUUUACUUUUUUUACUGACAUAUGUAAGGAACACGGUUGGGCCUUAAAACCGUAGUUGUACGUUUGAGGCUAUAUUUACAUUGUUUAUACCUGGAUGAAUGAAAAAUGUACCUGCAUAGUACCUUUAUUUCUGACCGUGUGUGGAAUCUUUAAUUAUAAUGGUUAAAACACUAUUCUGGUUAUUUUCAAAAUACAGAAUGCAGACCUAAUCAUCAGAGUAAAUGUUCGGGAUGAAUGACCGCAUCCUGUAGAUGUGGCUCUAAAGUGAUUUGCUUAAACAAAACCAGAAUAAUGAACCUGCCUGUGAUCUUCUGACAAUUUUAUUUGACACACUUUCUUUCACCUGAAGUUGUAUUUAAUGACUAAAGCAGUGCUUACCUUGUUGCCUUUUUGACAUGCGCCAUUUUUGUUUUUAUAUGUGUAUAUGUGUGUAUGUGUGUACAUGCACGUGCACACACACAUCUCUACAUACAUGCUGACAGAGAACAUACAGGAGGUAGACAAAAUUAUUACAAACUGACUGAUUUUGAAUGGUCUUAAAUAGCAAUCAAAAACAAUUUGCAUGUUACUAUUUCUGAUGGCAUUUAUAGUGUAGUUCUGUAUAUACUUUCUAUAUAUGGAUAUAUGUGUGCAUAUAUACACUUAGUCUCUGGUUCAUCAGCUGCAGUUACCUUGGACAUACAUUAAUUGGCCUUUAUAACAGAAACACCUACCGUACAGUAGAUAUUUGUAGAUAUCCACUUAAAUACUUCAGCCCAUCUGUUGCUGCACAAUCCAUUCCCCUCUGCUCUGUUUAUUAAUGGAAAGGGACCAGCAUAGGGACCACCCCAGACCACUCUUUAUCUAGCAGUUAAACUAGCCUGGUAGCAGUAUGGUGGUAUAUGUGGCGUUGGUAUGAGUGCAUAGGGUCUUUAUGUAUGUCACUGUUAUGUGUCACUGCUAAAAUCAGAGUGGUCCAAGCCCCAAAAACAUCUAGCCAAGACAAGCUCAGUGGCCAGACGCUGACCACUUAUGAAGGGCUACAGGAUUAUUAACACAGUGUGUGAAUCAAUAGAUGAGCUGCAAAGAAGUGGCCGGUAAAUAUACAAUACAUGUAAUUAGGUAUAACUUUAAUAUGCCAGCAUGCAAAUCGUCAUGUUCCAAAAAUGGAAAAACUGUAAAAAGAUAAUUAUGAUUGCUAAUUGAAACACAUUGACCAGGGUAGGCGGACACUUAUGUGACAUAGCUGCUAAAAACCAGUAAUUAGCUGCUACUAAACCCAAUUUACACCUCCUUAGCCCAGACGAACUGCGUCAUGGGUUGUGUGAAGCGGAUAUCUGUUAUCUUUGCCAUUUGAAAACUGUCUAAGCAAGUUUUAUAGCUGUUUGAAAGGUGUGUGUAUAUAACAGCAUUCCAAGGAAAACAGCAUUCCAAGUUUUAAAAGCAAAGGUGCAUUUAUUAUAAUCAUAUUUUGCUGAUGUUCUUCUUUUGUUCACCCUUUUUUAUACUCUAAUUCUGACAAGAUGGCUAUUCAAGCAGGCUUGUUUUCACUGACAAUAUUAAAACAGGUUUACAAGCACUACUGUACCUUUUUAAGAAUUCAGUUCAUGCAGCAUAGCACGUUCCAUGUUUUUUUCUGGAUAGGAAUGAGGGCAUGCCAUUCACAAGCAUACAUACACAGGCUUUUAAACACUGUCCGAAAUAAACCUUCUACAAACACUGACACAUAGAAAGGUAAUGAUUAAUGUGAUCAGUGGUCAUUGCUUGUGUUUCCUGGUUCCUGAACUCAUGUCCAAUUCUGCCAUUACCAUCCUUAUAAAUGAUGUCUGCCUUAAAUGACUCUGAUUUUGCUGUGUCUGAUUGUAGACUGUAGAUGAUAUCCUAACCACUGACUAUUAGAUUCUUCUUAUUAUUAUUAUUAACCUAUAUAGUUUGUUUAAAUUAGUUGAAUAAUGUAAAGGACCUACGCUGCAAACUGGAAUUCAGCAUGUUUUAAAUGACAGUUAGUGAGGAACCACAGAACGUGCUUCACAUUAGGCUGUAAGCAGUUGUUUUGCUUGCAUCUUUACAUUCACUUAAGCUUUUACGAAUUGGUUUAGUAAUUGUGUUCAAUAAUGACUGCUUCUUUUUUUUGUUCUGAGGAACUGAUUUCGCUGUAUUGUUUCUUCGCCUGAAGAUUAGAUUUGUAGAAACAGAAUCUUUGUUCUGUUUAUAUUUGUAUACUGUGAUAUUUUCAGUGAUGUUAUGAAUCAUCUGAGUGUUUACAAUGCAAUUUUCAUGCUGUGAUUGUUUAAGAUUCUUAUAGUAUAUUUUCGAAUUGAUUCUCCUUUCUGUAUAUGCUAGAUAUUUGUCCUUGUUUUGAAAUGUUUUCCCUGCUUAUUUUGAACAAAUUGUCUAUGCGUUUCAUUUUGAUUGCCACUUCUGUGACAGAGUUGAAGGAUUGUUCUUUAUGAAGAUGUGCAUGAAGGUUGCUUAUGCAGUGUUUGAUGGAACAAUAAAUUACUUGGCUGUGUAAA